UAUAUAUUUUUUUUUAGCUUUUUAGAUGGAAAUGGUUCCACAUUUUCUUUAAAGUAAUCAUAUAUUAUAAAUAUAUGCAUAUGUAUAUACAUAGUUUUUCAUUGUCUACUGAAAAUUUUGUUACUGCGUGGUAAACCAGCUUGAUGUCGGGUUCUCUUGGCGGAUUCCUCUAGAGGACUCUCUCUCUCUCUCUCUCUCCCUACUGCUGGUUUCCACAAUCAUCGCUAUUUUUUUAAAAAAAAAAAAUUAUUUUCCUCUCUAAGUUUCGAUUUUCUUUUCCCUUAACGUUUGUCGGAUAAGACUUGGGUCUGCGAAUUUCUAUUGUUUAUUUGUUUAAUCUGUUUAUCAUAAUAUAUAUUUGGUUCAAAAGGAGGUUUGGCACUGAAAAGCGUUUAAUUGGUAAUUGAAGGUUGGAGCUUCAAUCCAGUCAGGCUCAUCAAAAAUCCUCUGUUGAUGAUUCUGUGCUGCUAGUCCACCGUUUCAUUAUUUCAACAUGAAUAAUCCAUUCGGUGAACAUAAUGAUGAAGCUACUGUGGUUGGAUUUGAAGUCCCAAGAUCACCUGAUUCAAGUUACAACAAUGUGUACCCUGGAAAUGAAGAUGAGGCACGGGAUCCUCCUAGUGUUCCUUCGCAUCUGCAGCACACUUUGCUGAGCUGCCCUGCAAGCAGUGAUUUAUCUGCAACCCUUCCAUUGCCACAGAAUGUGAUCCUCAACCAUCUUUACAUUGAGAACAGGGAGACCCCCAGGUCAGUUGUGGCAUUGGGUUUAACUCAUCGCUUCCGCUCAAAAUUUGUUACAGUUGUUCUUUACAAACCAGUUCAAAGAAGGGGGAGUACUAGCACCUAGUAGUGCAUAUGUAACAUGCGCCCUGAUUAGGCUUUGGUUUCUUAGUCCUUGUUACAGUGAAAGUUAGCGGUGAUAGACCCGAAAUCCAAAAUCAGUGGUGAAGGAUAUUUUUAUUGUCACAGAAGCAGAUUUUUAGUUUUGGUGCCUUUUAUUGAAUUUCUUUGUCGACUUGUUAAAUACUUGAUGUCUAUAUAUUCUUUUAACAGGUAAA
Messenger RNA from Ziziphus jujuba (common jujube), 1058 nucleotides. RefSeq names its product SNF1-related protein kinase regulatory subunit beta-3. Gene Ontology annotation, molecular function: protein binding. Lineage: Eukaryota; Viridiplantae; Streptophyta; Magnoliopsida; Rosales; Rhamnaceae. The record is from RefSeq and is a predicted model, not a curated record. The transcript has 4 exons. Bases 494 to 847 code for a protein of 117 amino acids.